GCGGGGACACCAACACGGCCUACCCAGCGGUGGCGUCUCGGGGACGCCCGCCUUCGCUCCUCUCGGGUCCUCUCGGGCACACGCAGGUUUAGGGUGCACUGCCUCUGACCGGUCUCCCGAGGAACCCCAGUUGGCACCCUGGGCCUGACUGCACAAAGCUGGCGUCCUGGAGCUCCGCCCCACGUCCCUGUCCCCUCCCCCGCUCUCCCGGUCCCCCCUUCUCGCCCCCGAUCUGUCCGCGCUGCGCUUCCAGCCUCACCCGGGACCCCGGCACCCGGGUGGGGCUGCGGAGGAGUUACUGCUGGCCGGUGGCCAAGUUCGCAGAGCGGCGCUGUCUCGCUGGUGUUUUGCGUGGACUACAUCCCUCGCCUUUGUUCGCGUUCUUCGAGCUCCACUUUCUCAGGGUUCAAAUGGAAGGGCUGCACUUCCUCGGUGACAAUUAAGGGGUUUUGAGUUGGAAGUAGGUGAUAUUGGCAAUUAUUAUUAUGGCCAGGGUCAUCCCAUGAAGCCUCAUAGAAUCCGGAUGACUCAUAACUUGCUGCUAAAUUAUGGUUUAUACCGAAAAAUGGAAAUAUAUAGGCCUCAUAAAGCCACUGCUGAAGAAAUGACUAAAUACCACAGCGAUGAGUAUAUCAAGUUUCUACGAUCAAUAAGACCAGAUAAUAUGUCUGAGUACAGUAAGCAGAUGCAGAGAUUUAACGUCGGAGAAGAUUGUCCGGUGUUUGAUGGACUCUUUGAGUUUUGUCAGCUCUCCACGGGUGGUUCAGUUGCUGGGGCUGUGAAAUUAAACCGGCAACAAACUGAUAUGGCUGUCAAUUGGGCUGGAGGACUACAUCAUGCCAAGAAGUCAGAAGCAUCAGGGUUCUGCUAUGUUAAUGAUAUUGUGCUUGCCAUCCUCGAAUUACUUAAGUAUCAUCAGAGAGUCUUAUAUAUUGACAUAGACAUCCACCAUGGUGAUGGUGUUGAGGAAGCUUUUUAUACAACAGAUCGCGUGAUGACCGUCUCAUUCCAUAAAUAUGGGGAAUACUUUCCUGGAACAGGAGACUUGAGGGAUAUUGGUGCUGGAAAGGGAAAAUACUAUGCUGUCAAUUUUCCCAUGAGAGAUGGUAUAGAUGAUGAAUCAUAUGGACAAAUUUUUAAGCCUAUCAUCUCAAAAGUGAUGGAGAUGUACCAGCCUAGCGCGGUGGUGCUGCAGUGUGGCGCAGACUCCCUGUCUGGGGACAGGCUUGGUUGUUUCAAUCUAACUGUCAAAGGUCAUGCUAAAUGUGUAGAAGUAGUGAAAACUUUUAACUUGCCAUUGCUGAUGCUCGGUGGAGGAGGCUACACAAUCCGGAAUGUUGCCCGAUGUUGGACAUAUGAGACUGCAGUUGCCCUUGAUUGUGAAAUUCCCAAUGAGUUGCCAUAUAAUGAUUACUUUGAGUAUUUUGGACCAGACUUCAAACUGCAUAUUAGUCCUUCAAACAUGACAAACCAGAACACUCCAGAAUAUAUGGAAAAGAUAAAACAGCGUUUAUUUGAAAAUCUACGUAUGUUACCACAUGCACCUGGUGUUCAAAUGCAAGCUAUUCCAGAGGAUGCUGUUCAUGAAGACAGUGGAGAUGAGGAUGGAGAAGACCCGGACAAAAGAAUUUCCAUUCGAGCAUCAGACAAACGGAUAGCUUGCGAUGAAGAGUUUUCAGAUUCUGAGGAUGAAGGUGAAGGAGGUCGUAGGAAUGUUGCUGAUCAUAAGAAAGGAGCAAAGAAGGCUAGGAUUGAAGAAGACAAGAAGGAGACAGAGGACAAGAAGACAGAUGUUAAGGAAGAAGACAAAUCCAAGGACAAUAGUGGUGAGAAAACAGACCCCAAAGGAGCCAAGUCAGAACAACUCAGCAACCCUUGAAUUUGACUCUCCAACUUUAGGAACCUCGAAAAGUGAGACGAUUCUGGGAUAAGAAACCUUCCCUGUUUGAGGACAUUGGCUUCAUUUUAUACUGUUUUGGCAUGGACUGUAUUUAUUUUCAAAAUGGCUUGUUUUUGUUUUUCUUGGCAAGUUUUAUUGUGAGUUUUUCUAAUUAUGAAGCAAAUUUUUUUUUCCACCAUGCUUUAUGUGAUUGUAUUUAAAUUGAUGUGUUAUUAUGUCAAAAGCCGGAUCUAUUAAAGAAACAAUUGGCCUUUCUGAGCUGAUUUUUCCAUCUUUUGUAAUUAUCUUUAUUAAAAAAUUGUACUUGGA
Messenger RNA from Mus musculus (house mouse), 2209 nucleotides. It is a transcript of the gene Hdac2, whose product is annotated as histone deacetylase 2. Gene Ontology annotation, molecular function: histone decrotonylase activity; protein lysine delactylase activity; Krueppel-associated box domain binding. The record is from RefSeq and is a predicted model, not a curated record. Gene Ontology annotation, cellular component: transcription repressor complex; cytoplasm; nucleus. Gene Ontology annotation, biological process: positive regulation of cell population proliferation; negative regulation of Wnt signaling pathway; hair follicle placode formation. The transcript is spliced from 14 exons. The coding region runs from base 503 to 1879 and encodes 458 amino acids. Lineage: Eukaryota; Metazoa; Chordata; Mammalia; Rodentia; Muridae.